GUUCCCGCCUACGAUCUACUACAAGAUCUAUACCCACGGCAAUGUGGUAGACCUUGGCAGUUUCGCACCGCGCGAUUACCAUUUGGAGCGCCAGACCCAGGAGACUGGACUUGCCGUGCCAGGAGACCACAAUUGGUAUCGGCGCAUCGAGAACAACGGCUGGCGUCCGCUGGCCGUUCGCCUCAAAAACACCUCCGCGAGUCUAGAGGAUGAGGAGAUGGAAAAGCUCACGGCAAGGAGGCCUCCAAGAAAGUUCCACUACUCCAAGCUCCGGCGACGGGCGGAUAUGGAGCGAAUACGAAAGCUGCGGAAGAUCGAAUGGUUUCAGAAGCUCUACGGCGUGAGUCAAGCGUCACAGGAGAUGCUGAGCGAGGUGUCCCCCACAUCGCCGAUCUUUCCU
Symbiodinium pilosum is the source of this 400-nucleotide messenger RNA. Lineage: Eukaryota; Dinophyceae; Suessiales; Symbiodiniaceae. The record is from the annotation of a GenBank genome assembly.